This is a messenger RNA of Ananas comosus (pineapple), 4156 nucleotides long. Its product is annotated as probable inactive protein kinase At3g63330. Gene Ontology annotation, cellular component: cytoplasm; cytosol; nucleus. Gene Ontology annotation, biological process: intracellular signal transduction; protein dephosphorylation; protein phosphorylation. The transcript is spliced from 20 exons. Bases 110 to 3388 code for a protein of 1092 amino acids. Lineage: Eukaryota; Viridiplantae; Streptophyta; Magnoliopsida; Poales; Bromeliaceae. Gene Ontology annotation, molecular function: ATP binding; MAP kinase activity; protein serine/threonine phosphatase activity. The record is from RefSeq and is a predicted model, not a curated record.
UUAUUAAAAACCGCGGUUCGAACCGCACCUCGUUUUCCCUCCUCCGACCCCGUCUCAUCGAAGCACGAGUCCGUCGCCGCCACCUCCGCGGAACCGGAGAUCGCAUCGUAUGCCCCCGCGGAUCCCCUUCCCCCUAGGGUUUCACCUCCUCCUCCUCCUCCUCCUCCUCAUCGUCGCCGCGUCGAUUCUCCCCUCCGCCGCCGAGUCGCCCUCGUGCGUCGCCGUGUACAACGAGGGCGGCGCCCCCGCCGUGCUCCGCUCCCCCCAGUGCCCCCGAUGGACCCUCCUCCAACGCCGCCCCUCGCCGCCGCCGCCGCCGCAGCGGGGGUGCCACGUGGCCGCCCACCAGGGGCGGCGCCGCUCCCAGGAGGAUCGCACCUUCUGCGCCCUCGGCAUUCGCAUCCCCUUCAUCGGGAGAACAGGGAUUAAGGAGGUAGAUCUCGGUAUGGUAGCUGUAUUUGAUGGUCAUAAUGGUUCUGAGGCCAGCGACAUGGCUUCUAUGCUCUUGCUGGAGUACUUCUUGCUACAUGUGUAUUUUCUCCUUGACGGGAUAUAUUCUGUUGUGCUGAAAAGACCCAAAGAAAUGUUGACAUUUGACCAAGAAAAUCUGCUUCAGCAGGUUCUUAAUGUGAACAGAGGGCAGAGUUUUCAUUUUAUAGAUUGGGAAAGCUCUAGUUUGAUAUUGCCUAGUAUUUUUGACGGGGCAUUCCACAUGGAGGUACUAAAGGAAUCAUUGUUGAGAACGAUUUAUGAUAUUGAUUCAACAUUCUCCAAGGAAACCACACUGAAAAAUCUCAAGUCUGGUUCAACAGCCACUGUGGUCCUUAUAGCUGACGGCCAGAUUUUAGCUGCUAAUGUAGGGGACUCAAAGGCUUUUUUGUGCUCAGAAGACUUCUCUUCUCAUCAUAAAAAAGCAGGUAAGUGGUCGUUGUUAAAGAGGCAAAAAAGAAAGAGAGAUUCUGUUCCUUCUACAGAUGAGCUGGCCGACUUGGAAUUGUCAAACUAUGAUGGACCGGCAUAUGUUGUAAAGGAGUUGACAGAGGAUCAUCACCCUGAUAGAGAGGACGAGAGAAGCCGAGUGGAAGCUGCUGGCGGUUUUGUUCUUGAGUGGGCUGGUGUGGUUCGAGUUAAUGGUGAGCUAGCUCUAUCUCGAGCUAUUGGUGACGUGCCAUACAAACGUUACGGUGUCAUAUCCACACCGGAGGUGACAGGUUGGCAAUCUUUAUCAAGGAAUGAUACUUAUCUUGUUGCUGCUUCUGAUGGGGUGUUUGAAAAGAUGACCACCCAAGAAGUUUGCGAUCUUUUAUGGCACGAAAACCUGAGAUUCAAGAUGAAAUUACAGUCUUCUCAUAUAGUAAAACAUCACUUGGCCCAUCCUAUAGUGAAUACUGCAUUUGACAGAGGUACAAUAGACAACAUAGCAACUGUUGUUGUUCCUCUAGGGUCUGAUGAUAUUUCUGGAACUGCUUCAAAACAUUGGUAUGAUUUAGAGGAAUCCUCUGAUGUUGUAGCUUUCGGACUGGAGACUAUUUCAGAAAUUGAUGCAACUAGUUCAAGUAUCUUAGCAAUGGAAUACUUCGACAAUCUCACAGCAAAGUUUCAGCGAUUCUUGGUUGAAGCUAAAUGUAAGAGAUUUGGGUGCUUUUAUCUAUCUGAGAAUCUCAAUGAGGAUAUGGAUUAUAUAUUCCGAGUGCCAGAGGUUCAUCACAAUGAUGACAUUCAUGAUUUAAAUGAAACAUCACCUGAACCUGUUUUAUCAAAUCCUAGUGCAAGGCCUUUAGAACUUUAUAAGGAUCAGAGAUUUUGCUGGCACUUUGGUCUUCAAGAUAUAGAAAAAGGCCAGUGCACUAGCCCUGAAAUUUUCGCAAUGUUUGUUGGUUUGCUUGAUUCCCUUCCGUCUAAUGACAGCAAAUCCAGAAGUCCAAAUUCCUUUGGCUACAAGAUACCUAAUACCAGAUAUAAAUUGAAGAAAAGGUUUGAUCGUGGAUCCUAUGGUGAAGUUUGGCUGGCAUUUCACUGGAAUUGUUCUCAAGAUGGUGAUGUGCAUAGAAAUCUAUCUCAUUUUGCUAGUCAUAUACAUUUAGACUGCAACAUGAAUACAGACACAACUUCAUCAUGUAGAAAUUCUUCUAUUAAUUUGGGGGAUGGCGAUUUAUUCAUAUUGAAGCGUAUAAUGGUAGAGAGAGGAACUGCUGCUUAUUUGAGUGGACUGCGUGAAAAGUACUUUGGGGAAGUUUUCUUAAAUGCUUCCUUUUCUCUCGGAGGUUGGCCAGCGACAGAAGCAGAUUUAGAAUUUGGUUGUUCUGAUUCACUACAUAUGAAUAUAUCAGUUGAUGAGAUGGAAAAUAUCUUUCACCCCAUGCGUAAAUAUGCAAAAAACUUUAGAGUGAUGGGUGUUCAUUAUGAAGAAGGCCUAAAACAUAUAGCUAGGUUUAUAGAAUCUUUUGAGUCAGAAACAAGGGAAAUAUGGCUUGUCUUUCAGAAUGAAGGCCUUUCAUUGUCAAAGCUUAUAUAUACAGCUGAGGAAACAAGGUUAGUUACUGGUGAUAAAAGGGAGGAAAGGGCCAGAUAUAUACAGGUAUUACAGCCAUCCAAUUGGUGGUAUUGGUUGAGGACGACAAAAGCAGGGCAAAAGGAAAUGCAAAAUCUGAUAUGGCAGCUGCUUUUGGCUCUCAAGGCUUGUCAUGACCGCAAUAUUACUCAUAGAGAUAUUAAACCAGAAAACAUGAUCUUAUGUUUUGAAGAUGUGGACACUGGAAGAUGCUUGAGAGAAAUUCCGACAAAAAAAAAGCAAUAUCAUUUGAACCUCCGUAUAAUUGACUUCGGAAGUGCCAUUGAUGAUUUCACUGUGAAGCAUCUGUAUGGAGCUGGGCCAACCAGAUCUGAACAGACUUUUGAGUACACUCCUCCAGAAGCUUUACUUAAUGCAAACUGGUUUCAGGGGCCAAAGAGUAAUAGACUAAAGUAUGAUAUGUGGAGUGUUGGAGUUGUGAUGCUAGAGUUGAUCUUAGGCUCCCCUCAUGUUUUCCAGAUUAGCGACCGCACUCGUGCUCUUUUGGAUCAGCAUCUUGAAGGCUGGAGUGAACCAACAAAGGAGCUUGCAUAUAAAUUAAGAUCCUACAUGGAGUUGUGCAUUUUAAUUCCUGGGAUCUCCUCACACCAUCGUCAGAGCGGCAGUGCCUUUGAUCAAAGCGGUGUCUCGCCUGCUUCCUGGAAAUGUUCUGAAGAGUCAUUUGCACAUCAAGUGAAGACUAGAGAUCCUCUAAGAUUGGGCUUUCCAAAUGUUUGGGCAUUAAGAUUGGUGCGUCAGCUUCUAGUUUGGCAUCCGGAGGACCGAUUAAGUGUUGAUGAAGCCUUAAGACAUCCUUAUUUCCAGUGGGAACCUUAAUAUUUGUGCUCGAAAUAGAUGCCUGAUUCAUGAAGCAGUUUCAUAUAUCUUUGAUCAAAUACUAGUGAGGAAAUCAACCGAUGCCUAACUUCCUUUGAGAUCCAUUGCAUGCACACGGUGAGCACAUAUCAAAAUGUGCAUCUCUUGUGCGCUCUUUUCAAGAGGACGCGCCCAGAUCUCAAAAGCAAUCAAACCUGCCAAAAAGCACAAGCACCGGCCUUCCUGGUGCUUCCAAAAAUAUUCGAGCUCUAGUUUAUAGUUCAUGCGUAUGUUUACAUUGCAUAAGUUACAGGUCAGAAUUAAAUUACCACUGAUCAGAUGCAACAAGUAUCAAAUGCGAACACUUGGAUUGGAUGAAGUGAUCAACCAAUCGGAGAGCAGAAUGGCGAAAACGAACUCAAUGCAGCUCACAUUCUAUUCAAGCUCCAUGUUAUUUGCGACCAAGUGAAGAAUUAUAACAUGCAACAUUUCCUCGAUUUUAUCUGAAAUUAUGCAUAGAUGAUACCAACAAAGAGAAAUUUUUUUAAAAAAAACAGUGAUGUCAAAGCUGAAAAAGAAUCUGCACUUACCGAGCUGCCAACAAGCAAAUAUUGAGCAGAGAAUUGAGGCCACAGAUCUGGUAUAUCGAUUAAACUCUUUCUUUAUUUGUAUACAGGUCCCUUUGAUGUAUAUAGACAGUGAAUUUUGAUGUAUCAAAUAACUUCAUGUGACAUAUUUGUUGUAUUAAUAUUAACCGACUGUCCCUAGUGCAAGUGGCAAAGGGUUUGG